CAGAAACCAUAAGGUUGCAAGUUCGAUCCUUGGCCUGGGUUGGGGUUUCGGUGUUGCUGUGAGCUGUGGUGUAGGUCGAAGACGAGGCUCUGAUCUGGCGUUGCUAUGGCUGUGACAUAUGCUAGCAGCAACAGCUCCGAAUAGACCCCUAGCCUGGGAACCUCCAUAUGCUGUGGGUACAGCCCUAAAAAGACAAAAAAAAAAAAAAAAUGCACAAAGCAUAAUUCAUAAAAAGUACAGCCUAGUGAAUUAUCCCAAAUGGUCAUACCCCUGUAAAUACCACCCACAUCAAGAAAUAGAACCUUCUGGGAGUUGCCGUCGUGGCUCAGUGGUUAACGAAUCCGACUAGGAACCAUGGGGUUGUGGGUUCGGUCCCUGCCCUUGCUCAGUGGGUUAAGGAUCUGGCGUUGCCGUGAGCUGUGGUGUAGGUUGCAGAUGCGGCUCAGAUCCCGCCUUGCUGUGGCUCUGGCAUAGGCCAGUGGCUACAGCUCCGAUUCGACCCCUAGCCUGGGAACCUCCAUAUGCCGCAGGAGCAGCCCAAAGAAAUAGCAAAAAGACCAAAAAAAAAAAAAGAAAAGAAAAGAAAUAGAACCUUCUGGAGUUCCCUGGUGUCACUGCUGUGGCUUGGGUCAGUCUUACGGCAUGGUUUCCAUCCUUGGCCUGGGAACCUCUGCAUGCUGUGCACGCAGCCAAGAAAAAAAAAAAUAGAAUUUUACCAGCACUCCAGAAAUUCUCUUGCCUUCCCAAAUAUUGCCUCCUUCUCCUCCUCAAAGGGAAUCACUAUGUUUCUCACCAUAGAUUGAUUUUGCCUUUUAAUUUUAUUUAAUGGAAUCAUACAGUAGGCACCCUUUUGUGGCAUGAAGACUUUGUAGUCAGGGCUGCUCUGUCCAAAGAUGACAAGGACUGAGGAUUCCAUCAGGAGGAAGUGCAGCCCCCACCCUGCCCCCCAAAUAUGUAAGCACAGGAAGAACAGUCUAUCAUCUAUCAGAUAAGCAUUGGGACUGUCCGAUCCUGAAAUUCUUCUAUAAAAUUAUUCUAUUCCUUGGUUAAUUGGCUAAAGAGGUAUAUCCAACUACCCUUAUAUUAGUAACUUUUAGGGCACAUUAUAAAAGAAAUUUCCAUUUACUAUUUUGAAAGUAUAUAAUUCCAAGGGCAAUUAGUUAAUACCUAACAAAAUUUUAAAUGUUAAUACUUUUGGCCAACAAACCCACUUCUAGAAAUCCAUCCUCCAGAAAUACUUGCAACAACCCUGUACUGUGCCUCACUUCCCUCAUUUCUAGAAAGGGAUAAUUGCUCUUCAGUGGAUUGGUGUGAAGAUUAAAUUAGCGCGCCCGCUCCACGCCUCCUCCACUCCCCCACCGCGGCUUUCGCACAAACAAUGCCUGGUACUUAACUGUUAACUCGCCUUUGUUUUAGUACAUUAGGACUUUUUUUCAAAGACCAACUCUCAAAUUGACUCCUACCAAGUACAUUCCUCAGAGAAAUGAAACUAGAUUCGUGUUUGUCUAAGUGUGAUCUCUGGGAAGCUUGUUAAAAUUCGCCGAAUUGAAUAAUCGCGGAAGCACCCGAAUCCUGUGCUUUCAACAAAUGUUCCAGAUGCCUCACGUUUCAGGAAGUUCAGGCCGCCCUUGGCUGAAGGGCAGUGGAACCCGCCCGCCAGAUGGCGGCGCUCUUUCCGAGCCGUCUUGCCUCUGGAUCCCGGAAGGGCGGCUCUGUCAGCGCUGCGCUCGCCUCUCCCCUUCCGCUUCCGGUGACCCACCCACCCCCACCCCCCGCCCCACAGCCAUGGCUGCCGCCGCUGCCGCCGGCCCUGGGGCGUCCCUGUCCCCAGACGAAUUGCUUCCGAAAGGCGAUGCCGAGAAGCCUGAGGACGAGCUCGAGGAGGAAGACGACGACGAGCUAGAUGAGACCCUGUCGGAGAGACUGUGGGGUCUGACGGAGAUGUUCCCGGAGAGGGUCCGGUCCGCGGCUGGAGCCACUUUUGAUCUCUCCCUCUUCGUGGCUCAAAAAAUGUACAGGUUUUCUAGGGCAGCAUUGUGGAUUGGAACCACUUCCUUCAUGAUCCUGGUUCUUCCUGUCGUCUUUGAGACUGAGAAGUUGCAGAUGGAGCAACAGCAGCAACUGCAGCAACGGCAGAUACUUCUAGGGCCUAACACAGGGCUGUCAGGAGGAAUGCCUGGGGCUCUACCAUCACUUCCCGGAAAGAUCUAGAUUGUUACUGCCGUGUUUGACCUGUCUUGGUGGGAGAAAUUUGAAAAUUCAAUAGUGUUUGAACUGCUGAUUACUGGUUUUUUUUUUUUUUUUUUUUUAACUUUGGCACAUUGAUCCAUCUAAACCUGGUGGGGAGACUUCCCAUUGUCUUGUGGAGAGACUCCAAACUCGCAGCCAUGCACUCCAUGCUAUCCUGACUUAUUUUUUUCUGUCCUCACUCUGAUAGCAAGCAGAGUGCAGCACUGCAGAUGGUUACACCACCUCUGGCCAUCCCACCCCUUUCCCUAAAUUACUCUUGACCAAAAGAUUCCUCACUAUCCCAUUGUGGGGUAGGAACUAAUGACACUGGGAAGGGUGUACCCUGACCAGUAACAGCUAUUUGGUUUUUUAAGAGUGGAAUGCACACAAUAUAAAAUACAAAAUGCAUUACAGCUGUCCUGUAACGCAGCCACUGUGAAUUUCUACGUAUGUUGGAGGGAGGGCUGGCAGCAGCUUCAACCACAAGAUGGGGACUGUGGAGGACAAAGCAAGAGCUCAUUUCCUCUGCAUAUUUUGGCUGUUAGAUCUGUGUGUGUGUCUAAAAGAGAGGGGGGGAGAAAACUCAGUGCUCACUUUUUGUAUUUAAAUAUUAAAAUGAUCCCAACCAAAAGUGUCUUCCAA
Molecule: messenger RNA, 2871 nt
Organism: Sus scrofa (pig)
Lineage: Eukaryota; Metazoa; Chordata; Mammalia; Artiodactyla; Suidae
Gene: TOMM22
Product: translocase of outer mitochondrial membrane 22
Biological process (GO): intracellular protein transport
Cellular component (GO): mitochondrial outer membrane
Source: RefSeq, a predicted model, not a curated record